Molecule: messenger RNA, 885 nt
Organism: Anisakis simplex (herring worm)
Lineage: Eukaryota; Metazoa; Nematoda; Chromadorea; Rhabditida; Anisakidae
Source: the annotation of a GenBank genome assembly
AUGACAAUUUCUUAUAAUCUCGAUGUUGCUACCGCAUCGCCACUCAAUUUUUUCCGUGUAAUUUUUCGUUGGAAAGGUAGUGUCUGGAAGCAGUGCCUUAAAGAACUGUUCGUAUGGACCAUUCUCUACUUGAUCAUCACAUUCUUCUAUCGAACACCCUACUUUCUUACUCCAGAGCAAAAAGUUCCUGCAAUCUACAUUGGUGGUUACGUGUACGGUACUGAUGAUGAGUGCCGAAUAUUGAGGCGAACCAUGGCCAGAUAUUUAUGCCUAACACAAUUGCUUGUUUAUAGAGAUAUUAGUGUUCGCGUAAGGAAACGUUUUCCGACCUACGAAAGUAUUGUUCAAGCUGGUUUCAUGUUGGAACAUGAGAAGGAGAAACUGGAAUCAAUCGACAUAAAUUAUGACAAAUAUUGGGUACCAAUCAACUGGAUCUACGCCCUCAUCUUUCGUGCCCGGAAAGAGGGCAAAGUUCCCAGCGAUUCGUUCGCAAACAAGCUCUGUGAUGAGAUCAAGUUUUAUCGGUAUAAUAUACAAAUGUUGUGCAAUUACGAUUGGGUUCCAGUUCCGCUAGCUUAUCCGCAGAUUGAUCUAACACUGCCACUUAUGACGAUGAUGGAAUUUUUGAUUUUGGUUGGAUGGAUGAAGGUGGCCGAAGGUCUUCUGAAUCCGUUCGGUGAAGACGACGAUGAUUUCGAGUGCAAUUAUUUGCUCGAUAAAAACCUCGCCACAGCGUUGUGUAUAGUGGAUGAUGCAUCAAACGAUGCACCGAGAUUGGAGAAGGAUAUGUUUUGGUCAAGCGAUAAGGUCGAACCGAUGUACUCAAAAGAGUCUCUCCAACAACCUGUCAAUCCACUCGUUGGCUCUGCAACGCAAGCCAAGUAA